Molecule: messenger RNA, 9155 nt
Organism: Cuculus canorus (common cuckoo)
Lineage: Eukaryota; Metazoa; Chordata; Aves; Cuculiformes; Cuculidae
Gene: GDA
Product: guanine deaminase
Exons: 14
Coding region: 124-1683 (519 amino acids)
Biological process (GO): guanine catabolic process
Cellular component (GO): cytosol
Molecular function (GO): zinc ion binding; guanine deaminase activity
Source: RefSeq, a predicted model, not a curated record
GUCACCAGGGGGUGGGGAGAUGGUGACAGCUCCAGGAAGCCGCCGCGGGCGUCCGGAGGCUCUGCGGGGCAGCAGCGGGCUGGGUGGCAGCUCCCGAGCGGCUCCUGCGCCCCGCCGGCCGGCAUGGACUCCCCGCAGCGCCCGCCGCUCGCCCAUGUCUUCAAGGGGACCUUCGUGCACUCCAGCCGCUCCGCGCCCAUGGAGAUCCUCCACGGACACCUGCUGGGGGUGGACGACAGCGGCACGAUUGUGUUUUUGGAACAAACUGAUCAGCAAGAGCAACUUGCUAAGAAGUGGGGAUUCAAAACAUCUGACAUAAGAGAACUGAGUAACCAUGAAUUCUUCAUGCCAGGAAUGGUUGACACACACAUUCAUGCCCCUCAGUAUUCAUUUACUGGUACGAGAGUAGAUCUACCUCUUUUGCAGUGGUUGACUACCUACACAUUUCCAACAGAAGCCAAAUACAAAGACAGUGAUUUUGCAGAGGAGGUGUACACCAGAGUUGUUAGACGAACUCUAAAGAAUGGCACGACUACCGCUUGCUACUUUGCAACAAUUUACACAGAUACUUCUCUUCUUCUUGCUGAAAUUAUAGAUAAAUUUGGUCAACGAGCAUUUGUUGGAAAAGUCUGCAUGGAUAUGAAUGACAGUGUGCCGCAAUACAAGGAGACUACUGGUCACUCUGUCCAAGAGACAGAAAGAUUUGUUAAAGAACUACUGGAAAAGAAAUAUCCAAGGGUACAGCCUGUAAUAACCCCUCGCUUUGGCCCUUCCUGCACAGAGGAUUUGCUGUGUGCGCUUGGUGAUUUGGCACAGGCUCGUGACCUCCAUGUGCAGAGUCACAUAAGUGAGAAUGAAGAAGAGCUCAAACUUGUGGAGAAUAUGUUUCCUGCCUACCAGAAUUACACUGAACUGUAUGAUAAAAAUAAGCUGCUUACCAGUAAGACAGUGAUGGCUCAUGCUUGUUACCUUUCUGAAGAAGAGCUGAAACUUUUUAGUCUUCGUGGAGCUGCGAUAUCACAUUGCCCCAAUUCUAAUUUCUCGUUGCGCAGUGGUGUUUUAAAUGUGCAAAAUGUCCUGAAAAACAAUGUGAAGGUCGGUCUUGGCACAGAUGUUGCUGGUGGAUAUUCGGCUUCUAUGCUUGAUGCUAUCAGGAAAACAAUGAUGGCGUCUAAUAGCCUUCAGAUCAAUAAAGUGAAUGAAACAGGACUAACGCUUGGAGAAGCUUUUCAACUAGCCACUCUAGGAGGAAGCCAAGCUCUAGGUCUGGAUGACGUGAUUGGAAACUUUGAGGUCGGCAAAGAAUUUGAUGCACUGCUAAUCAACACAAAGGCUUCAGACAGCCCUUUUGAUUUGUUCUCUGCUGAUAAUUUUGAGGACACUCUCCAGAAGUUUCUCUAUCUAGGAGGAGUCACCAUUGUUGUGUUUUUAUGGCUUGUGAAACACCAAGCAGAUGUGCCAAAUGAGACCGGUGCAAUCUUGCAGCACAUACCAGCCAGCACUGAGCAAUACUUCCUACCCCAGAGAAGAGGCUGCAUAUGUUGGGGGCAUUUCCAGCACUGUUAUAAGAAGAUUCACAAACGCCAAUGGAUAAUUGAGGGAAAAGAGAAGAGUUUGAACUGUCUGCAAGAAAAUACUGUUACAGAAAGAGUGGCUGAAUUUUUUUUAAGCCUAAACAUAUAAAGAAAUGAACUGUUACUAUCCUCCUCUCUGGCCUCUCCAAGCCCUGAGAGAUGGGUUGCUAAGGCAUCCCAUGAAGCUGUGCGUUCAGCGUGAACCCAUUUGCGAGGCUGGAAGUCUCAGUGAAAGCCGGGAUAUGCACAGAGUGUGUUGGAGUGACUAGGGCUAGAGUUGUUCCAGGCACGGUAGAUGAGCAGCAUGACUUCACACACAUGCCAAGCAGUCACCAUCUUGGCUUAUUAUUAUUCCCUUGAGUGUGAUGCUGUGCUCCUCUCUGCACUAACAGUUUUGGAGGUUGCUUGGACGCCUCAGCAUCCAACCAGCCUACAUAAGCAGCCCGAACUCUCAUCGGAGGCCUGUCAGACAACAGGGAGCUGAGCACAGUUUCCUGUACUUCCAGGUUGAUGGCCCCAAUGGCUUCUGCACCUCAAUGCCAUUUCAGGCAUCCUCACCUCAACACUAUCUCAAACUGUCAAGAAUAAGAUAAAAUUGAAAUUGCUAUAUUUGCACCUCUUGUAAUACAAAAGCCAUCUCAAAGCGGUUCAUGUGCACAGACAUCUAUUAGCUGCACCUGUGCCUGGUUCGGAUGCUGUUGCUUCCCUGUAGUAGCUGCCAUAUCUGGCUGUAGGUGCUGAUGUGGGAUUGAAGCAAAGUGAGGCAGUGUGAGGUAGGACAAAGCAUGAGCAACCUUCAUAAACCCCUGUGCUUCAGUUUUUUUCUCUCUAUAAAAAAUGGUUAGUAAUACUACCCCUGCUUUGUAAAGCUGUUUCUGGAAUUGCAGAGCAAAAGGAAAGGGAAGAAAAUAAGAGGAGAAAGAAAGCAAUAACAAAAGAAAUACUGAAAUGAAAGUGGGAGAGGAAAAAAAUGGAAGAAAAAAGCCUUUUCCUCCUGCUUUUGCCUACUAUAUUACCAAGGCUAUGUCUUACAGAGGUGUUUUGGAUCAGCGGCCCAGGGCCAGAGUUGGCACAGAGUAAGUAUGCUGUGAGUAGAGGGUGAUACCUGCCUAUGCUGCUUUCCUCCAAUCCGUUGCGCAGCUCCUCUGCCCCUUAUUCUGGUGGAGCCUCAAAGCUGUGCUGCCAGGGCAUGUGCAGUGUUCCUAUCACCCUCACAGUAUUGUGCCAUUACCUUUCAUGACUAUUCAUAAAGGCUUGUGAUGAUAGGAUGAGGGGGAACAGGUAUAAACUGGAGAGGGGCAGAUUUAGACUAAGCGUUAGGAAGAAUUUCUUCACGAUGAGAGUUGUGAGACACUGCACUGGUUGCCCAGGGAAGCUGUGGCUGCCCCAUCCCUGGAGGUGUUCAAGGCCAGGUUGGAUGGGGCUUUGGUCAGCCUGAUCUAGUGGGAGGUGUCCCUGCCCAUGGCAGGGGAGUUGGGACUAGGUGAUCUUUAAAGUCUCUUCCAACCCUAACUAUCCUAUGAUUCUAUGAGCAUUUCCACACCUUUGAAGUACAGUGUAUAACCUAGAGCAGCAAUGGCUUGCAAGCAACAUGCAGUCACUGCCCUACAUGCUUUCUGCCUUUUCACCUGACUCUGGUGACAUAUAAAUCUUCCAUUAAACAGUCUGACCCAUACACAUAGUUGGAGUAAUAGCUGAAAUCCAGGGUAAGGGUAUGACAGUCUUAGGUGCUACACUGUCUGACAGUUGAAGGUCGUCUUUGAACAGUUCUCCAGCCUUCUUGCAGAGUUGAGAUCUGAGCUGGAGAAGAGGAUGCAGCCUGCUCAAAGGAACGCUCAGUUCUUUGGUGUUUACGCCAUGAAAAUUGAGUUUAGAUUAAAACCACUGUUACAACAACAACAACAAAACCCCCCAAUAACGCAGGCCCUUUAGGAUCCCUGGAGUUACCUGAUGGGUAUUGUCCAAAGACCAGAUGCUACAGAGGCUCCAAUAUUGAAAGUUACAGCCUGUGAAAACACAAAACCUGGUGAACCCGUGAGUGUAUGGGUCACCACCAUUGUCAUACAUGUGUGGCUGCAGCAUGUGCCAGAAUUUGUGGCAGAGCAACCCUAAAGGACAUAUAGCAGUUGUGCCCUGCAUGCUUGUCCUUGGAGCUGCCCCUCUUCAUGAUGUUUUCUAGGUCUUUCCUGCAAAAAUUUGAUUUACUUAAAAGUGCCUGUAAUUGGUUUGGUAAACUUUUCCCACCCAGAGAUAUGCUGUUGGGUAAGAAGAAAGCAGAUGCAGUUUUAAAUUGAUAAAGAAACACACAGUAAGAGCUGAGGGAUUGAAGAAGGAAUAGUAAAGCCCAUUUCUAACUUUCUGCCUCCUCCUGUUACCUGUACACAAUCAUAAGUGUAGUCCACCUUUAAUGUAGCUUCAGGGAAUCCUAUUCUAGAUUAUUUUUUUCCCUUGAAAGACUGCUUAAUGAUAGCCUGCAAUCUCAAGGAAGUCCUUUACAGGGUCACAGCAGCACCAAGCCUAUAGUGGUAAGUCUCUCUCAAAUUAGUUGCUUUCAGAGAAGUUAAUGAUGCAGUGAAUUUCUAACAGGAAAAUUGAGAGUGAACUUUGAUGCAAGCUGUUACAUGUGUGUAAAUAUGACCAGGUAGAAAAUCUCCUUUGAAGAGGUAUCCCUAGUGGACUGCCCCCUGCCCAACCUCUAGUCCUGCAUGCUGGUAGCCCUCCUGCCUCAUCUGCUUCUCCAAGGCUGGCAGGAGAAACUCAGAUGGACCUGUCGCUGCCCAGGUAACAAUACUGUGCCCUCUGUAAGGAAUGGACUGCUCUCUCCUUCUGUAAGGGGGAAGCUCAAGGAAGAAAACCAAACUCAGUACAAACACUAGCUUUCUUCAUAAAAGGAAAAAGUCAGACAGCUUUACUGGUCCUUUUAUUCAGUGCAUCUGUGGUCUUCAAAAAAGGCUAUUUCUGUAACAUUGUUCUGGUAUUUUUGGUCCCUUUUAGCCUUAUACAAGAAGGAUAAAGUCAAACAGGAAGAAUGCAUUACAAGGGAAUUUAUUUUAUAUAUACUUUUAGGAACAUUUUUAAUCCUCACAGAAUCAAUUAAGUUGGAAAAGACCUUUAAGAUCAUUUGCAAUUGAGCACAGAGCAUCUGUUGUUAAUGCUGGAAGGAGUGGCUUUUUUUUUUUUCUAGCUGGGACGUUAAACUGUAAUGAGAGAUGCAAUUAUUCAGGCAUAACUGACUGCGCUGAGAAACACACUAUUGCUACAGUAAAGAACAGUGAGACAUAUUUCUCUGGUGGAAAAGAAGUCUUUUGACAAUAGUGUUGUUUCAAAUAUUUUAUCAGUUUCAGUGGAAUUUAACUAUCACCUUGGAUAGAAAAACCUUCUUCACUAGGAAUUUUCUCAGCUGGUAAAAUGUAUCCAGCAUGGGCUUUAAGUAAAAGAGUUCAUAUCUCUGAACAAUUCAGUGAGACAAGUGCUCACCUGAGAGAUCACAGAAGCAGUGUUUUUUGUAUCCCUAUGUCAGUCUGGAAUAAUUUUUCUGGGAUGAUGAAAAAGAGCUGCUCCGAUCAUUAGUUCGCGAAUUACCACUUCUAGGGUAUACACAAAAUGCAGCUUAGCCUGUUAGCACCAUAAAGUUGUUGCAAGCUAAUGUUUGUUCUGUGACCUCUCUGAUAAUUAAAAUGCAAAUGAACAAAAAGAAAAAAAAUAUAUGAAAAAGAAAAGAAGAAAGAAAAUAAAAUUUCACCCAUUGCAAAUAGAACAGAUUGUCUCUUGGCAAAUGUGAUCUGUAAGUCCUCCUGGGAGUAUUAGGCUGUUGUGGGACUAGGCACCGAGGUGGCUUGAGCAACUCUUGCUUCUACACAAUAUGUCUUCUGUGAAUCCACAGAGGACUUCAGCCAUUCUACUAAUAACUCUGGCCCCUCCAUCUUCAUACUAAAGAAAUCUCACCCCCUUCUCAUUUAUUGAAAAUAAUGAAAUUGGAGAAAAACUACAGCAAAGCGGAGUGGGGUCAGGAACCCCAGAGCUAUUGACAGUGUUAUGUUCUUCAUGUGGAGAAAGGAAGGGUAUGUCCUUAAUGGCACACCGUCCACUGCUUGGCACACCUAUCCUUCUGCAGAGAUAACCGUACUCUUCCUUCCUAUGUAAGGAUGUAACAGGGACUGAGUCAGAUCAGACCAAUGGUUUAUCUAGUACAACUGUCCUAUUUCUAGUAGGACUGAUAAACGUGGACCCGCAGUAGGAUAGCAAGACACAGCAGGAACCUUCCCCUCUAGACCCCACCCUGCUUUCAACCAACACACCAAAGAUAUUUAAAACCGACUUGGCAGUGAGGGUGUGUUUGGUUUAGCUCCUUAGUUUGUCUAAUCCCUUUCUGAAACUUGCACAUUUUUGCUUGAUAUCACAUCCAGUGACUGUGGGUUGUAGCUGUUUUUUAUGUGUUGGAUAGUACAAUCAUUUCUUGUGUUUGUUUCAGACUGAGUGCCUUGACACAUUCCUGCUUCCUGGACUGCAUGUUGUAGUGAAUCAUGCACUGUCACCUUUUCCAUUAGCGUCACUGUCCUUCAAACUGGUUUCAAUGAAAAGCUGGAAUGUUUCGUGCUUCUUAUCAUCUUGACUUGGAUUUGUCAAAAGGCUUUUUUUUCAUGUAUUUAUUUUGCUAUUUGUUUCAACAAAGAAAGCUUAGGGAUGGACAAGCAAAUUACACAUGAAGUGGACGGGGUUGGUUUCACAGAAAGCAUAGAGUAACAGCUACUUCUACCUAUCUCCCAAGCAAAACAGAUCAUUUCAUAGACCUGGAAGCAGUGGAAUAUUUUGUACCUAUUGUGCAAGGGGAACAACAGCUUGAGAUGUACCUGUCAUCACGGAAAUGCCUGGUAUCCCUGUGCCAAGGCCGAUGGAUAUGUUGAGCUGGGCCUUGCUGAAGGACGGCAUCACAUUCAGGGUUGGCCAGACUUUAGACAAAAUAUUGUACGCUAACAUCAUUGUCUUCAUCCAACUCUGAUUAACAGUAUCAAGUGUCCAUGUUUUCUUCCUCCCUGUACAAACGUGUGGGAUGAUAAGUGCUAUGAAGAAGAGAGCAGUAGCUGUAUGCCAGAGCAUAGAAAGAGAGGAGAGAAACAAGGGGAGAUUUCCUUUCUCUGCACUGGUCCUCCAAGUACAAGAAAUUGUCCUCCGAAGUACAAUGAAGUAAGCAUUCAGAUAUCAUGGUGACAAACGUGGAACAGGUGGACGAAAUACACGCUCUUGGUAUGUAGCAAGGGUGUUUGUAAUUUGUUAUCUAAACUGAAGAUUAUCACGCAACCCCAACAUUCUCAUAGAAACAAAGACCAUCAAAAUUUCCCCUGGCUUUCCCUUGUGGAAGAAGGUUACAAAAUGGAAGUCCUAGACAUUACCAAGAACCACUUUGUAAUAAUACUUCAGUGCUUUAAAAAGACUUAUCCAUCCUUUCACACCAAAGGGAAAGAAAAUCAGCAUGGAGCUGUUGCUUCUCCUGUCUUUGUCAGAACCCAGGAAAAACUAGCUGGACUCUUCUUCUACUGCUUCCCUGCCAAGAGGAGGGAUAUAGUGAUGUUCAUCUCUCUUAGCGUUGCGAUUCAUCUGCUGGGCCUGUCCCUCUCUGGAGAAAAGAAAGACACUGCUGACUGGCUGCAAAAGUCUAAGCAACUUCCUCUGAUAUUCAGAGAAAGACUGCAUGUUAUUACUCCCCUCUGUGAUGCUCAUUCUCCCUUGGGGGAGUUAAACCUUUCUGCGCACACAAUUUUACCACAUACUUCCAAAGUAACAGCAUGGGAAAAUGCUUAUAAAGGGGCCUUUUGCCUGUUCAAUAGAGAACACUGCACCUUCCUUACUAAUAUUGCCUAAAUAAUUGCUUUGAGAGGUUCAGUUAUUUAGCCAGGCUUCUGAAGUGGUGAUUGUAUAUGUGAUGCUAGUGCUAAAUGCACUAAACUGUCCUUUACAUUUCCGGAGCUAGUGACUCGCUGCAUUCACUAAAUCUCUACAUAUUUUACCCCAAAAUAUGGGAGCUGAGCUAAUGAAUUUGAAAGAGAUAUUUAAUAAGCAGAUUCCUCCACUGCCCCCACAAAUGCAUGCUAAUAAUCAGACAAAUUAAGCAUGAGCAUGAUCUGUGUGGUGUCUCCCACUGGCAUAAAUAGCUCCUACUGCACUUUCCUCGCUCUAUUUACUGUGCAGAGAAAGAUCACCUUUAGGGAACCAUGGCCUUUUCAAUACUAAAAUUACAGUUGAACAUAACACUAGAGUUUCAAAUAUUUGUCAGUGGGCUUGGAAACUCCUAUUUAAGCAUUUUAUAGUAGCAUCAUAGAAAUAGAACAAAUGCUCUUACACACUGCUUCUUGUAUGUCAGACCACCUAAAUAUGACACAGAGUUCCUCAUUGUGAACCACUAUAAAAUUUUGAAAAAGAAAAAGUGUGCGUCUGGUCUCUGAAAAUCACAAGGCUUAGCUUCUCUACAGACAGCACUUGGACAACUGAAGUAGGAGACCAAGAGACAGGGAUUUUCAGAUCCAUUUCUCAUUUAGAACAGAGCCGUGCACCAAUGAGGUGUGUUUGAACUACAGACUUUGUAGAAAUACAAUGACCAGGUUUGGGAAAACACAAUUUCAUGCAAUCGUUUUGCCCCUACUCCAACUAAGUUAUAUUUGGUUAAGGAAAUAAACAGAAGACAGUAACUUAAAUGAUGCUAGAAAAACAUGCUGUGAAAAAAGGCAUAGUUAGUAGAAAAAAAGUGGAAGUUAUCCAGACUAUUUAGGACUUGCAGUCAAUAGUGACAUUCUUCUGUCAGCAUUUUUAAAAAUAGCCCUCUAUUUGUAGUGCAAACCAGCAUACUACUUCUAGUCAGAAGCUUGCUGUGCGUAUAUUAAUUUCCUUUCUCCAGUACUAGUAAGAUCUGCAAAGAUACAUUCUUGACAUAACCUUUUACCGUGAUUAAUUAAAAAAAUAAAACCCAAGCCCAAGCUUUUCAAAUUAUGUGAACUGCUUUAAGAAGAUCACAGAUAGGUUUUAUUCACACUGUUUAAGUGGUACAAGGAGGAGAAAGGGCAGGAAAGCAAAGAGGAAAGCAAAGGCAACCCGAAGCUGCUGUGAGAGUUAGUUAAGCAGUAAGGAUGUUUCUGAGGCCUGGUAGCAGAAGCGUAAGGAUAUUCUUCCAUUUUGCUGCUUUUAUUGUUUGGCAUGAGCGUGACACAGCUGCUUCCUGAGCUGAAAUGCCAGCAACUGAAGAUUUUUAAUAGCCCGAUUGAGGACAAAGUAUGGUGUUGAGUGGAUUUUAGCCUCUGUAGAAGUACACUGGAGUACACGGGUAUUUUGGGGCAGUGUUUGCUGUAAGGUAAAAAUAGAAAUGGUUACCUCUAGGCUUCAUCUGGUUUUGCGUGCCUGCUCAAUGUGAUGGAGAUGUGGCUUCUGUAGUACUUGCGCAGGUCCCAGCCAAAGGGCUGUUGCACCUCCCUGGUCUUCUCCCACUGGAGGAUGGGUUUGGUCUGCACUUGGGGUAUCCCCAGAUCACGGCAGCAUAACCUACCCACCCUCUCCGUGAUCUGUGGUAUUCUUUGAAAUGUGGCUUUUUAACUU